Messenger RNA from Darwinula stevensoni, 6374 nucleotides. NCBI's taxonomy places the organism in Eukaryota, Metazoa, Arthropoda, Ostracoda, Podocopida, Darwinulidae. The record is from the annotation of a GenBank genome assembly.
AUGUUAAGUGGCAUCAAUAUUCAACUUACGGCCAAAGAAGACACAGUUGUUGUGUUGAAUCUGCAGGAUAUCUGCCAUGAACUCCUCUGUGCAUGUAUAGACUUUCUCAUGGACUUUCUUGCAAAUGGACGCAAAGUCCUGAUGCCGAAACACAAGGAGAUCAUACAUCCACAUCUCCUCUUCCUUGAGUCUUCCAGUGCUCAGCUUCUCAAUUUCUACUGCCUACAAAAAAAAAAGCCCUCAAUCAAGAACUUAACUACCUACAACAAGCUAGCAAAUAAGAGGAGAGAAACAAACCCGUUCCGUAAGACACCAGAAUACAACCUUGCCAAUGGGAAUGAUUCUGAAGUUGCAUUUGCAGGCAAUAGAAUUGAACCAGUGGAACUAUCUCCUUUGAUAGAUCGUAUUAUUGAAUGGGUCCAAGAAACUGUGAAUGGAAGUCUGGAUCAAUCCAAGCUCCUCCUACAUCGAAAAUGCAUUCUCUUGAAGGAUGAGGAUGGCCUAAACCAUGGUGGUGGCAGAAAUACUCUUCCUAAAGAGUCAAUACUCAGACAAGAUCUCCAAACUCCUCUUCUUCCCACCAUCACAACUUUGGGGUUUACUGAUGAACCUCCUGAUGAUAAUUCAAGUUCUACAAGCACAGCCACCCCACUUCAAAUUGAACCAACUGAGGAUAAAUUUUACAAGGAAGAGCCGAGCAACACGAAACAAAACACUAAACAUGGGGAAGUCAUGCGCGCUGCCAAGCAGGGUUGCAAUAUGUCCACCGUCUACAACGCGGUUUACAGCAACCAGGAGGGGCAAAUUGUCCUGGGCUCCUUGAGAUGUGAAUCUUUCCUUUCCCACAUGAAGCAUUUCCUGCAUGUCACUGGACACUGUGUUCCUGGUCCACGCUACACAAAUCGGUACCCUCGACCCAUGGAUAGACAGAGGGGCAUGGGAGGUGGUGGUCAGCCUGCUGGCCAGCCAUACAGGGGAGGCUUCCCCCUUCGGGGACCAUUGGACCUCAUGGAAUUUGACGGGAAGAGGUUACGGAAAAGCAUCAUGAGAAAGACCGUGGAUUAUAACUCCUCCAUCAUUCGAGUUCUUGAAAAUCGCACAUGGCAACGAGAUUUUUAUGAUAGGCGAUGGCUUCAGCCGGACAGCUGCUAUGUUCCUCAUUUGGUGACACCUGCCAAUAUGCUAGACAUGCCUUUGAAUGCAGUUACUACAAAGUUUGUGCGCACUGCUACAAACAAGAUGAGAUGCCCCAUAUUUUGCAUGGCAUGGACACCUGAAGGCCGUCGACUGGUGACAGGUGCUUCUAGUGGAGAGUUCACUCUUUGGAAUGGUCUCACAUUUAACUUUGAAACAAUUUUACAGGCUCAUGACAGUCCAGUGAGGUCAAUGAUGUGGUCACACAAUGGACUCUGGAUGGUGACUGGUGAUCACAGCGGAUAUAUCAAAUAUUGGCAGAUGAACAUGAACAAUGUGAAAAUGUUCCAAGCCCACAAGGAAGCUCUUCGAGGCAUCAGCUUCAGUCCUACGGACCAGAAAUUCGCCACUUGUUCGGAUGAUGGUACAGUUCGUGUUUGGGACUUUGCACGUUGCCACGAAGAACGCAUUUUGCGAGGUCAUGGAGCAGAUGUGAAGUGUGUGGACUGGCACCCCCAGAGAGGUCUUGUGAUUUCAGGCUCCAAGGACAGCCAGCAGCCAAUCAAACUAUGGGAUCCCAAAACUGGUCAAAGCAUUUCCACCUUGCAUGCACACAAGAGCACUGUGAUGGACCUCAAGUGGAAUGAGAAUGGAAACUGGCUCAUCACAGCAUCCAGGGAUCAUCUAUUAAAGCUCUUUGAUCUGCGGAAGUUGAACCAGGAAGUUCAAGUCUUCAGAGGGCACAAGAAAGAGGCAUCCUGCGUCUCCUGGCACCCCGUUCAUGAGGGGCUCUUUGCUUCGGGGGGAUCAGAUGGCUCGCUCAUGUUUUGGCAUGUGGGGACUGAGAAAGAAUUAGGAUGUCUGGAACAAGCACACGACAGCAUUAUCUGGGCAUUGGCCUGGCAUCCGUUAGGCCAUAUCUUAUGCUCAGGGUCCAAUGAUCAUUCAUCUCGAUUUUGGACUCGGAAUCGACCUGGAGACACUAUGAGAGAUAAGUUCAACCUGAACACACUUCCGAUUGGAGUGCUGUCCAUAGAUGAUACUUCCAUGGAGGAUGGCAAUGAUGAACUACUGGCUGUGAUUCCUGGUAUGGGUCCUGAGGAUAAACUCCCUCUAGACAUCAACAUGGGAGGAGAUGGACUCCAUAAUCAACAUGGACAUGGUGGAGACUUGGGCAUUCCCGGUCUGGAGACUGGGGAAGAUGGGAGACCCAUCAAGAAGAUGCCCUAUGCCAAGCCUAUUCCCAAGUCCUUCCAGCAAUCUUGGAAUGAAGUCCGCAAGAUGCCUCUCCUGCCAGAACCUCAUUCGUAUUCAAAAGAUGGCUCAGGUCCACCAAGAAGCUCUGGUCGAAUGCGACGCCCACCUCAAGAAUCCCAAGGGGGAAUGCCUCCAAGAAAAGGGUUGUUGGGAGAUGCACCCCAGGGUUACCCAUCAGGACAGCCAACAUCCCUUUCCAAGAAAAGGUUAAUGAAUUCAGGUGAGGACCAAGAAGAAGAUGUGGAUCAACGGGUUAACCAUUUCAGCUCGCAGCCUCAGAGUUCAAAUCAUCAUAUGGGAGGUGGAGAUACAGAUCUCCGCUCCCUGCCCACCCAACACACAGGUGAUAGGGACAUGAGGACAAGUUAUAGUGCAGUGGGUGAUCAGGACAUGCGCAGUGGCCCUAUGACCCGAGACCAGGACAUGAGAGGUGGCUCGAUGAUCCGGGAUCAAGAUAUGCGGGGUGGGUCACAGAAUCAAGAUGAGGAUUUCCGUGUUCUAUCUUCCUCCCACCGUCAGUGGAAUGAUGGCUUGAAUCAUGUGGACUCAGAUCAGCAAGAGGACUAUGACACGAGGCCACAGCCUGGCCCAAUGCGGCGGGGUCGAGGCCGUUGGGAGGGAGGGGCAGGAUAUUAUCAUGAUGGCCCUCCACGAGGGCGAGGAAUGGGAUCAAGGGGGCGUGGAGAAGGGAGACCACCGUUUAGACGUGGAAGAGAUAAGAGCCAAUAUGCCACCCAAGCCCAGCCAAAAGCAGCUUCCGGUAGGAGUGUUGGAAAGGUCGUUGCUGUGAUUGGAGCUGUGGUGGAUGUUCAGUUUGAUGAUGCAUUGCCACCAAUUCUCAAUGCCCUGGAGGUGCAGAACAGGAAGCCUCGGCUCAUCCUGGAAGUGGCGCAACAUCUCGGUGAGAGCACUGUCCGAACAAUUGCCAUGGAUGGCACGGAGGGUCUUGUGAGAGGACAGGACUGUGUUGAUACUGGGACUCCAAUUUGUAUCCCUGUUGGACCUGAGACCUUGGGAAGGAUCAUCAAUGUCAUUGGAGAACCCAUUGAUGAGAGAGGCCCUGUCAACACAGAUCUGAGGGCAGGCAUCCAUGCUGAAGCCCCAGAAUUUGUGGAAAUGAAUGUAGCCCAGGAGAUCCUAGUUACUGGUAUCAAAGUCGUUGAUCUUCUAGCUCCAUAUGUAAAGGGUGGAAAAAUUGGGCUUUUCGGAGGAGCAGGAGUGGGGAAAACUGUAUUGAUCAUGGAACUUAUUAACAAUGUGGCCAAGGCUCAUGGUGGUUACUCAGUGUUUGCUGGGGUUGGAGAGAGGACCCGUGAGGGUAACGAUCUCUACCAUGAAAUGAUUGAGUCUGGUGUUAUCUCUCUCAAGGAUAAGACAUCUAAGGUGGCCCUGGUGUAUGGACAGAUGAAUGAGCCACCAGGUGCCCGUGCCCGAGUUGCACUGACUGGCCUCACGGUUGCUGAAUAUUUCCGAGACCAGGAAGGUCAGGAUGUGUUGCUCUUUAUUGACAACAUUUUCCGCUUCACCCAAGCUGGUUCAGAGGUGUCUGCCCUGCUGGGACGUAUCCCAUCUGCUGUGGGAUAUCAGCCCACAUUGGCCACUGACAUGGGUACCAUGCAGGAACGUAUCACAACCACCAAGAAGGGAUCCAUCACAUCUGUGCAAGCCAUCUAUGUGCCCGCCGAUGAUUUGACAGAUCCUGCCCCAGCCACAACUUUCGCUCACUUGGAUGCCACAACUGUGUUGUCUCGGGCCAUUGCAGAGUUGGGUAUCUAUCCAGCUGUGGAUCCCUUGGAUUCCACCUCUCGAAUCAUGGAUCCCAAUGUGAUUGGACAUGAGCACUAUGAAGUGGCUCGUGGAGUUCAGAAGAUCCUUCAGGAUUACAAAUCCCUGCAAGACAUCAUUGCCAUCUUGGGUAUGGAUGAAUUGUCUGAAGACGACAAGUUGACUGUGGCUCGUGCUCGCAAGAUCCAGAGAUUUUUGUCACAGCCGUUCCAGGUUGCUGAGGUUUUCACUGGUCAUCUUGGAAAGCUGGUUCCAAUUGAGGAUACCAUCAAGGUCUCUCAUUUCCUUCAACAGGGAUUCAAGAAGAUCCUGGAUGGGGAAAUGGACCAUCUGCCUGAAAUUGCUUUCUACAUGGUCGGUGACAUCAGCGAAGUGGUUGCAAAAGCUGAGCGCCUUGCUGAGCAGACAGCAAUAUCACGGAAACAAGGAAAGAGUGAUGCUAAAGAGAAAGUUCAUUGGGUGGGAGGGAUCAGGAAGAAGUUACAGUGGCAGUGGUUGUGGCUUCGCUCUAACAUCCUUCAUGUCAUCCAAGAAGCACCUUGGGUGCCUGAAUGGACUUGGUUUGUUGCCUCCAUCCUCCUAGUUGGAGAAGCUAUCCUCAAUCCCCUCAUCAUCCACAAUGUCCCAUACACAGAGAUUGACUGGCAGGCGUACAUGGAGGAAGUGGAAGGGUUUCAUAAUGGGACGUGGGAUUACUCCCAGUUGAAGGGUUCUACUGGUCCUCUUGUCUAUCCAGCUGGGUUUCUCUACAUCUUCCUGGCACUUUAUUAUGUGACUAGUGCUGGAAAGAAUCUUCUUGUUGCUCAGUACAUUUUUGCCUUCAUUUACUUGGCAACUUUGGCCCUUGUCUUUAGACUCUUUGCGAAGGCAAACAAGGUCCCACCCUACAUGCUGGCAUUCCUUUGCUGCACAUCUUAUCGAAUUCAUUCCAUCUACGUCUUGAGACUCUUCAAUGACCCCAUUGCCAUGCUUUUCCUCUAUGCUGCCCUAAAUGCCUUUGUCUCAAAUAGAUGGAGUCUUGGAUCUCUCCUUGGAGUGUCGGUGAAGAUGAACGUGCUGCUGUAUGCACCUGCCCUUCUGGCUGCAUAUCUUCUUGUGCUUGGACUGAAAGAAACCAUCAGGCAACUCAUUAUCUGUGCCUCUGUUCAACUCAUACUAGGGCUGCCCUUCCUGUUGGAAAAUCCAGUGGCUUACAUCAAUGGAGCAUUUAAUUUUGGCCGAGUGUUCCUGUUCAAGUGGACGAGUUAUGCAUGUCUGCAUCAAGCCGUGAAUCUGGACAUCUCCUGCCAGCUGUUCCUCUUGCCACUUUUCACAUGCAAUUUCAUCGGAAUCUGCAUGAGCCGCUCUCUCCACUACCAGUUCUAUGUCUGGUACUUCCACACACUCCCCUAUCUAUUAUCCUGCAUUCAGAUUCGUCAUCGUGACAAGAUAGGGCUGGCAAUAGCAAAGAGACUGGCUGAGGAUGGAGCCAAAGUGAUGGUGAGCAGUCGCAAGCGUUCCAAUGUUGAUGCCACUGUUGAGAGGCUGAAAUCACUGGGCCUUGCUGUUGAGGGCACUCGGUGUCAUGUUGGACACCCUGAGCAUAGAAAAAACCUCAUUGCUGAGUGCCCUGAGGACAGCUGGGACAAGAUCUUUGAUGUUAAUGUCAAAGCAGCCUUCUUGUUGACCAAAGAAAUUGUGCCCAUCAUGGAAAAAAGAGGAGGGGGUUCCAUUGUCUUUGUUUCUUCAAUUGCUGCCUAUGAUGCCAUUCCAAUGUUGGGACCUUAUUCGGUGUCAAAGACAGCCUUGUUGGGUCUGACCAAGGCCCUGGCCAAAGAGCUUGGGUCCUCCAACAUCCGUGUGAAUGCCAUUGCCCCAGGCAUCAUCCAAACCAAAUUCAGCUCUGCUUUAACAGAGAAUGAGGAGCUGCAGCAGAAGUUCUUGGAAUCCACUGCUUUACACAGGAUAGGGACACCAACUGAAAUGGGAGGACUGGUAUCAUUCCUCUGCUCCCAAGAUGCAUCUUACAUCACAGGAGAGACAUUUGUGGCUGCUGGUGGAAUGACAUCCAAGCUGUAAUGGGGUCAUAACAAAUGUCUUCCUAUUCCAUUCCAUGGGGCUUCCAUUUUCUCUGUGCUUUUUUUCCCCCCUGUUUCUGAGAAACGUGGAAUACUGACUUGUACUCAAUUUCACCUAGCAAAAGAAGUUAUUAUGGGUUG